Molecule: messenger RNA, 2076 nt
Organism: Oryza sativa Japonica Group (Japanese rice)
Lineage: Eukaryota; Viridiplantae; Streptophyta; Magnoliopsida; Poales; Poaceae
Source: RefSeq, a predicted model, not a curated record
AUGGAUCGGACAUGGAUGUACAACACGAAAAGAGCUCAUCCUACGUUCUUGAAGGAAGCAGGCAAAUUUGUUGAGCUGGUAAAGGCACAUGUUGUGAGGGAGAAUAUGAGGGGCAUUUUUUGCCCAUGCAAAGAUUGCAAGAAUGAAAUUUUGCUGCAAGAUCCGAAUGAAGUAUUGUCGCACAACAUAGAGCGAGGAUUUAAGAAGGGUUACGAGAUAUGGACUUUUCACGGGGAAGUCGGUGGUCAUAACGAAGAGUUUGAUGAUUUCUGCUUUGAUGAUACAGAAAAUUUUAUAUUCGAAGACAUGUCACAGGGAACCAUCCCGGAAUGCGGUGGCUCUGGUAUAGACAAUGUAGGUAUUGAUUUUGAUCUGGAAGAUAUGUUACGGCACGUUGAACCAGAUGUCCUAACUGGUAGAACACGAGGGUUGGACAAUUGGGAAGCGUUGGAAAAAGCAGCGAAGGAGCUUCGUUACGACGAAGCGAAAGGAUGCGACAAGGACUAUACGGUGUUGCGCUCGGUGCUUGAACUUCUCAGAUUGAAGGCCAAACAUGGAUGGUCGGACACUAGCUUCAAUGAUUUGAUGGAUCUUUUGAAAGUUAUGCUUCCUAAGUCGAACCUCCUGCCGACGAACACAUAUCAAACGAAGAAACUGAUAUGUCCAUUAUCUCUAUGUGUUCAGAAGAUCCAUGCAUGUGAAAAUCAUUGCAUACUGUACCACAAGGAAUUCGCGGAUUUAGACUCUUGCCCAACAUGUGGGAUGAGUCGGUACAAGACAGGCAACGGAGUCUCCGAUGGAGAGGUGGUCGACCAAGAUGCACUGGUGGAUGAGAAGAAAAAGAUUCCCAGCAUGGUGAUGUGGUACCUGCCAGUGAAAGAUCGCCUGAAGCGGCUAUUUUUGAAUCGUACCGAUGCCGAGUUGAUGAGAUGGCACCAAGAGGGUAGGAAAAAUGACGGUAAGAUCCGACACCCCGCCGAUGCUCGACAGUGGAAAAACUUUGAUGCACUACACCCGGAAUUUGCAAAGGUCCCGAGAAAUGUAAGGUUUGCCUUGAGCAUGGACGGAAUGAACCCGUUCGGUGACCUAAGCAACACACACAACACCUGGCCAAUGCUGCUAACCAUGUAUAACUUGCCUACAUGGAUUUGCCAGAAGCGAAAGUAUAUUCUUUUGUCUGUCCUUAUACAAGGUCCAAAACAGCCUGGGAUUAACAUUGAUGUGUUUAUGGAACUAUUGAUGGAGGACAUGCAAGAACUGUGGAAGGAAGGGUUACGAAUGUGGAACGAGUACCGUAAGGAACAUUUUACUCUAUGCGCCAUCAUAUUCGUUACGAUCAACGACUUACCGACGAACUUUUCGCUCUCAGGCCAGUUUAAGGGGAAAUUCAGAUGUCUCAUAUGUAUCGACAAGACGUCGUACAAGUACCUCACCUCCUCAACCAAGGGUGUGUACAUGCGUCAUCGUCGGUCUUUACCUCUGUGGCACAGGUGGCCUGCGAUGGCCAGAUUAUUUGACAAUACAGUAGAGAAUGAUCUAGCUCCUGAAACACGAACUGGUGGCUCUGUCUUCGAGCUGACAAAGGACAUUAAGGUUGUGUUCGGCAAGCCAAAGAAGAAGGCCGUUAAGAGGAAGAAACACCUGGAGGUUCGUCAUUCCAUCGACGUAAUGCACCUUGAGAAGAAUGUGUUUGAUAGCACCAUUGGCACUUUAUUGGACAUCCGAACUGGUUUCUCUGCAAAUGUUAGAAAACUUGUAUCUUUGAAAGAUUUGACCAUCUCUGGGUACAAUGCUCAUGACUGUCACAAGAUGUCAACAGUCUUCCUACCAAUUGCUAUAAGAGCGGUCAAGCCAUUUCACACUCGGUUAGUGAUAACAAAGUUGUGCUACGUUUUCAAUCGAGUAUCACAGAAGGUUUCUGAUCCUGAAGAGUUAGGCCCCCUUCAAAUAUUUGCAAUCGAGACAGCAUGCCAGCUUGAGAUGUUUUUCCCUCCAGCUUACUUCAACAUGAUGGAGCAUCUGAUUCUCCACAUCGUACCUCAGAUUAUCGAGAUUGGUCCCUUAUACCUACACUAG